This is a messenger RNA of Phyllostomus hastatus (greater spear-nosed bat), 771 nucleotides long. RefSeq names its product phospholipase A and acyltransferase 4-like. The record is from RefSeq and is a predicted model, not a curated record. The coding region runs from base 241 to 564 and encodes 107 amino acids. Gene Ontology annotation, biological process: N-acylphosphatidylethanolamine metabolic process. The transcript is spliced from 2 exons. Lineage: Eukaryota; Metazoa; Chordata; Mammalia; Chiroptera; Phyllostomidae. Gene Ontology annotation, molecular function: A2-type glycerophospholipase activity; glycerophospholipid phospholipase A1 activity. Gene Ontology annotation, cellular component: cytoplasm.
GAAAACACAUCACAGCUUGUUACGUCAAAGGAGCAAAAUCUGUGACUCCCCCAGUCACAUCUGGGAAGGGACAGACACCAAGAGCUCAGUAGCCGGCUCCCUUCACUCUUCCUUCUGGUCUUACCCUCUCUUCAGUAACCCAGUACCCCCCCACUGCAGUGCCUUAUCCCAGUGUCUCCGAUUCCAGGUGAGUCCCCGGGGGCAGGGACGGGCUCCUCCAGCGUCAGCUCUGGCUCCGUUAUGAGCAACACCGCGGAGGUGAAAAGGGAUCUGCUAACUGAUGUGGCAGGGAGCUGCACACUUAAGGUCAACAACCAGUUGGACAAGGAGCUAAAACCACUGCCUGUGGAGCAGAUUCUCAGGCGUGCACAGAGGAUGGUUGGCAAGAAGAUGCCGUAUGAUAUUGCCACUAACAAUUGUGAGCACUUUGUCACCAAACUGAGAUAUGGUGUGCCCAGAUCCCUGCAGGUUGAAAAUGUUGUGAUUGGAGCAGAGCUGGUGUCAGCCUUAGGUGCGGCUGCUAUUGGAGCAGCCGCCCUUGCUAAUUCUAUAAUGAGGAACUGAUCCCCACACCAGUGACAGCCUGAAGAAGCCACAGGAUCCUGCCCUCGAAGUCACUGAGCAGUGGAGCGCGCCAACCUCCCUUGUCUCCCCUGACCCCGGCUCCCGGGCAGCCCCCAGUUCUGUCCCUCGCUCUCCCUCUCACUGACUGAAGGAUGGAAUAAUUGUACCAAGGCCUAGAAUGAAUAAAUGUAUCUGCCUUUCCCUUCA